AUGAGUCAGACAACUGUAGGACCAUAUGGACAUCAACAGGAUCCGGAGAAGAUUAUUCAAGCUACCGCUCAUAUUGAAGAUAAAGCAGCUGAGAUAAAAAAAACCAUUGAGCAGUUAAUCUUCAUGUUGGAUCUCCAAGACAAAGUCCCCUGGCCUGAAAUGUUAGAUAAGUUUUCGUCGUUAGCUAGUGCCAUGACUCAACUACAGUCAAUGCUGAAGAAGUCAGCGUUACCUUCUGGUGCUGAAGACUACGGGUUAUUGUUACGAACACAUUUGCUCGUUCCACACCUUCUUUCUAUGGACAUUGACCCAGCACUACAGGAGCAAACUGAAAAGCGUUUGCAUUUCUGGAAUCAUGAUGUUUGCCCCGAUUACCUACGAACUAAGUUAACGCCGGAAUUGGAAAACGAAGAAGCACAGUUUGAAAACGAGAGAAACGUGCGCGGUGCAGACGCGAUUCAUAAACAAAUUACUACUAUGAAUAAACAUGUCGAAACACUGCUCGCAAGCCUUGCCGACACUUCUCGUGGUCAGAAUGAUAUUCGUGCAGACGCGCCUGCUUACAAUGACCGAGAUACUCAAACACUUGUCAGAGCUGUUGUUAAUGGUGAAAGUUUACGCCCUACUCGUAUCGGACCUGUGGAAGCAACACAGUCUACAGCAGCUUCAUCUAGUUCGACUAGUACUUCAGCUAAUAGUCGGACUUCUGGUGCCUCGCCUACCAUGCAAAGACGGUGA
Enterobius vermicularis (human pinworm) is the source of this 738-nucleotide messenger RNA. Lineage: Eukaryota; Metazoa; Nematoda; Chromadorea; Rhabditida; Oxyuridae. The record is from the annotation of a GenBank genome assembly.